This is a messenger RNA of Volvox carteri f. nagariensis, 2625 nucleotides long. RefSeq names its product kinesin-like protein. Gene Ontology annotation, biological process: microtubule-based movement. Gene Ontology annotation, molecular function: ATP binding; microtubule motor activity; microtubule binding. The annotation marks the transcript as partial. The transcript has 18 exons. The record is from RefSeq and is a predicted model, not a curated record. Lineage: Eukaryota; Viridiplantae; Chlorophyta; Chlorophyceae; Chlamydomonadales; Volvocaceae.
UUGGUGAACGCGUCUGCGGGCAUCGGGGAACGGAAGCGCAAGGCCGAUGCGAUGCUGCAAUCCGAUGCCGCUCCGGACGCGAAGCGGCCGACGUUUUCGAUGGGUCAGGCUGCCGGUCGGGCAACGACACUGCAACAGGCAACAUCAGCGCGGACUGCCCCCACUCAGUUGCAGCCUGUCAGCGAAAUAGCACCUGCCGUGGAGGAACUUUGGGAGGAUAUCAUCGGCCGGACGGGCCAAACUGCUGACGACGUUCUGAAUAAAAAAAUGUCGUUCCCGAAAAACACUAAGCCAGAACGCAAGGUGGAGGCAUUCGUCCCGGUGGUCAAGGAGCUCAAGGCCUUGGGCCGGUACCUGACCCUCGCCAACCAACGCUUAGAAAUGGAUGUUGAGCAAUGGAAGGUCCAUAGCGCGCAGCUGUCUCAGCAGUUGGAGGAAAAUGAACGCCAGUGGAAUAUAAAGCAGCAGGAGGUCGAUAAGAAGAUGCAGGAGAUCGGCGAGCUCCUUGAGCUACAGGUCCAAGAAACCAAUAAGCUACAAGAGCAGCUUGCGGAGAAGGGAGCCAUGGUCGUAGCCAAAGAGGCCGCUUGUUCGGCCCUCCAGCUUGAACUGGACGGCGUCAACGCGGAAUUAGCACGUACCAAUAAGAACCUGGAGGAGGCGAACAUGAAGAUUCAAAAGAUGGAGGAGAGCGCGCUUAACAACCAGCAGUACAUGGCCACGUUGCACACGUACAACACCAGCCUUCAGGCAGAUGUCAGGGCCGAGCAAGCUCGGUGUGAAGAAUUGCAGCGCACCAAGGAUGAGCUGGCGGGGCACUUGGCGGAGCUUGGCGGCAAAAUGCGCAGUCUUGAACAGAUGCUGGCGUACGAGCGAGAGCAACUCACGAAGCUGCGCGAGGAGCGCGAGGUCAGUGCACGCGAUACCGCCGUGCUGCGUGCAGACCUCGAGGACAUGCGGCUGCAACGCGAGCGCGCCUUGACGGAUGCCAGCAAAGCCAAGGAGGACCUUGAGCGGCUUCGUGCGGCUGGUGGAAAGAGCUUGGAGGCCCUGGAGACGCUGAACAACGAUAAGGCCACCAUGGAGGCCCAAUUGUCUAUGCAGCGCAAGUUAAUCGCCUCGAUGAGCGAGGAAUUGGCUGGCGCAAAGGAGGGCCGUGCCAUGGCAGAAGCAUUGGCAGAGACCCGUGCUGUCCAGCUUGCUGAGAACAAGGCAAGUAUUAAAGCGGAAAUCGAGAACCUCCAAGCGUCAUUAAUGGACGCAGAGCGCCGCAAUUAUGAGGGCGAGCUUAUUCGCCGAAAGCUCCAUAACAUCAUCCAGGAUUUGAAGGGCAACAUCAGGGUUUAUUGCCGGGUGCGGCCCGUGAGCUCUGCGGAGGCAUCUGACAAAGCCCAUGACUCGGGCAUGGCCCUGGACUUCCCUACGGAUGGCGACCUCCUUGGCCGCGGACUGAGCGUCGCCGUGACUAGCGGGCAGUCGACGCAGAAGCACACAUUUGCCUUCGAUCGGGUCUUCAGCCCCGGCACGACGCAAGAAAACGUCUUUGAUGAGCUUUCCGAGCUUGUGCAGAGUGCGCUGGAUGGCCACAAGGUCUGCAUCUUCGCUUAUGGGCAGACCGGGAGCGGUAAGACGUUCACGAUGCUUGGCAGCCGCGAUCACCCCGGCGUAAUCCCACGAGCCAUGCAACAAAUCUUCCAGAGUGGCCAGAAGCUUGCGGCUCAGGAUUGGCAGUUCAAAAUGCAGGCGAGCAUGCUUGAGAUCUAUAACGAGGAGAUCCGCGACCUGCUGGUGCGCCGUAAGGAGGACAAGAAGCAUCAGGUCAGCCACGACACCAACGGCGUAACUACCGUGAGCGAUCUCACGGUGGUGGACGUGAACAAGCCGGAAGCAGUGGAGCAGCUACUUGCCCAGGCAAUGGAGAAGCGGUCGGUUGGCUGUACAGCGCUCAACGAGCAGUCUUCGCGGAGUCACAUGGUCUUUAUGAUGCGCAUCGAGGGGCACAACACCAUCACAGACGCAAAAGUCUCAGGCGUGCUCAACCUCAUUGACCUGGCUGGCUCGGAGCGAGUCAAGGAGAGCGGAGCCGUCGGCCAACGGCUGGAGGAGGCGAAGGCGAUCAACAAGAGCUUGAGCGCUCUGGGCGACGUGAUCGCGGCCCUCGCGAACAAGCAGGAGCACGUUCCGUUCCGCAAUUCGAAGCUCACUUAUCUUCUCCAGCCAUGCCUGGGCGGCGAGUCGAAGACCCUGAUGUUCCUCAACGUCGCGCCAACGCGCGAGUUCGCCAACGAGUCCCUUUGUUCCUUGCGCUUCGGUUCAAAGGUCAACGCCUGUGAGAUCAAUGUGCCAAAGAAGAAGAACGUGAUGGCUUGUGCCCAAUCUUUGGUCUCUUUUGCUGUAUACCUGCAAGAUGUUUCUUUCUCCGUACCACAAGCGCAGCACAAAGUAACGACUAAGAUGCUGGCUGCCUACAGCCAAGGUUUUGUUGGAGAAACAAACAAUGACGAUGUUCCUGACAUGAUGACUCGUACAGUCCGCAAAAUCGCUGAGGGCAUUCUGGAAGCUCCUAGAGACCUCAAGCUCCGAUCACGUUCGCUCUACUCACGACCUAAUAAUAACGGCCAAUAG